AUAUAUAUGAAAAAAAUAUAAUAUAAAAAGUAAAAAAAUUCUCUCUUUUGACUGCGUUUUUUUUCCCCUUUGGCAGGGUGUUCGUUCUGGAGGCAAUUCAUGCCUCGGGCUGGCAACGCAAUUUCAUAAUGAAAUACAGGGAGGAAUGUCUAUUAGAGGGAUAGAUGCUGCUCGAUUUGAAUAUACUGACGAGCCAUUGCGUCAGAGAAGCGCCUGCUUUGAGCUCAUAGGAUCCCUAUUUGAAUAUAGUGACGAGCCAUUGCGUCAGAUAAGGGCCUGCUUUGAGCUGAUAGGAUCCCUUUCAAACAGAUGUUUUGGGAUCCCUCCACCUUCCUCGCUCGGAUUAAAAAAAAAUUCUGGCAGAGAAGAACAGUUUAUCGAAUAUUUUGGCACACCAUUGGAGGGCCCUGUCUGCCUUAGGUUGGAUGAGUUCAAGGGGAGAAAAAUUCAGUCAUGGUCACUCAGAAAUUUAAGAAUUUUGGAGCUCAUCAAACCUCAUUGCUUAGUACAAUUAUGGGAUAAUUCAGAUCCUCCUUUGCAGUUAAGAGAACUGUGUAUCGACGAGGCCCGUAAAUUGCAAAGGAUUCCAAACUCAAUAGGACGUCUACAGGGAUUGAAAUGCAUAAAUAUCUCUUAUUGUGAAUCACUGGAGGAUCUCCCUGAAGAGUUUUGCAAUCUCCAAUCACUGGAGUGGCUGAAAUUAUCUUAUUGUUCAAGGCUGUCUUCACUGCCUAGCCGUUUGGGGGAUCUGAUAAACCUGCGGUAUCUAGAUUUGGAGUCGUGUAGGGAGCUGCAGACAUUGCCAGAUUCUUUUAAGCAGCUGAGACACCUUCAACAUCUCAAUUUAGAUGGUUGUCAGGAACUCACCUUGAGAUCCGACAUGCUGGAAAACAUAGUUAACCUGGAGUAUUUGAACUUUGGGGGAUGUAGGAAGCUGGAACAAUUGCCAAAUCAAAUCACACAUCAAGUGUGUUUGAGAGAGCUCAAAGCUACGUACACAAGCAUAAGGGGGCUUCCGAGUGACAUUGGCGAACUCAGAAAAUUGGAAGUGCUGGAGAUAGGAAGUCGGUUCUUGGCCAGCUUGCCGUACUCUCUUGGAAAUCUGUCUAGUUUGACUCGACUAGAACUCAGGAAUUGUGAAAUGUUUAAUUGUUUACCGGACUUUUCGGGGCCUCUAAAUAUGCUCAAGAGGAUAUCAAUAUAUUCCACGAGUGUGUCAACAAUAUCAAUAAGUGGAAACAGCUGUCCCAGCCUUGAAGAUAUCUACCUUUUCAGUAAUGAUCAUCUAGUGGAUAUCCAAAGCCUGCCAACGUCAGUGCCGAGGCUAGAGGUAUCUGACUGUAAAACGCUGAAAAAGGCAACGGGACUUGGCGGCCUAGCAAAUCUUCAAUUGCUUUCCAUAGUGAGGUGUCCGGAGUUAAAUGAGCUCCCAAGUUUUGCAGAAUUACAUUCCCUCAAAUUUAUCUGGAUAAGAGAUUGCGACGAAAUAGUGGAAAUCGAAGGGCUAGAGAAUUCGAGAACAUUGGAGACAUUGGAGGUGCAUACAUCACGGAUGUCCCCAGCUAUACAAAGUUUGGAGGGGUUGGAGAAAUUGAAGAGAUUUGUGAUGGUAGCAGAGAACAGAUCAGCUCUUCGACCCUGCAUUCAAACUAUAAAGAAAUGGCCAGGCGAGAUGGUGAUAUGUGGAAGGGCAGUGAGUGGUGCAGAGUCAGCGUUGGAUUCUCUUUCCUUUCCCACCCUUUCCAUUGUUGGUGGUGAUAUGUGGAAGGUAGAAUGUAGAAAGAUGCAUGCUUCUGAUGCGGCCGUCGUUUGUUUCCUUGUAAAUUCAAUUACAGAUUGUAGAUGCUGGCUCUCUUUUGGGGGUGGGACACAUAUGCGAUUGAAGGAGGGGAAAUGGGUGUUAGUAGGUGUGUUGAGACAAGGUUGUGAGGAUAUUGUAAGUGCGACAGCUGAAAUAUGGGAUGAAGAAGGUUAGGUAGAGAGAGGAAUAUUGUUGGUGUAAGAAGAAGGGAGAGUGUUAGAGGCAUUUAAUCGGUUCUGGACAUUAUUCAUCUAA
This is a messenger RNA of Cryptomeria japonica (Japanese cedar), 2056 nucleotides long. RefSeq names its product disease resistance protein RUN1-like. Bases 146 to 1975 code for a protein of 609 amino acids. The record is from RefSeq and is a predicted model, not a curated record. Gene Ontology annotation, molecular function: protein binding. NCBI's taxonomy places the organism in Eukaryota, Viridiplantae, Streptophyta, Pinopsida, Cupressales, Cupressaceae. The transcript has 4 exons.